AUGGCGGAAGCAGGAAACGCCCAAGGGAUCAGUGCUGGUAGGUUCCUAUCAUCGCAAGAAAUCAAGGGCCCUGUGCUAACUAGUCAUGGUUCAGAUGAGAUCGCACUUUAUGACCGACAGAUCCGGCUAUGGGGAGUUCAGGCGCAAGAGAAGAUUCGGUCUGCCAAUAUACUCCUUAUUACGGUGAAAGCCCUUGCGAAUGAGGUGGCCAAAAACCUUGUCCUCGCUGGCAUCGGCUCGCUCACUAUCAUUGACCAUGAGCCGGUCACGGAGGCCGAUCUGGAUGCGCAAUUCUUCUUGGAGGAAGCACACAGGGAUGAAAGCAUCAUUCAACAAGGCAAGAAUCGCGCUGAAAUCGCCGGACCUCAGAUUCACCGAAUGAACCCGCGCGUUAAACUCAACAUCGACACAUCGGACAUUCGGGCCAAGGAACCCGCCUUCUUCGCUCAGUUCGAUGUAACAAUUGCAACAGAACUCGACUUCGCCACAAACACCACCAUCAAUGCGGCCUGCCGGAUUGCCAACCGACCUUUCUACGCAGCAGGGCUGCACGGGUUCUAUGGCUAUGUCUUCGCCGACCUCAUCAGCCAUGACUUCGUCAUUGAACGCGCCAAGUCCAACGUGCCCUCGCAACAGCAGGAAACUCUCACUCGAAGCAUUGUCAAUGUCGCAACCAAGAAAGAAGGCGACAAAACCAUCGAGCUUGUCACCAAGCGCGAAACCUACUCCCCGCUACAGCUUGCCAACACUUCGCCGCUCCCCGAUGAAAUCACGCGGCUCCCCAGACGCCGGAAACAAGUGACUCCGCUGCUCAGCUGCCUGCGCGCUCUAUGGGAGUUUGAAAAAAUUUCCGCUGGUCGCCGGCCCAGCUUCGCACACCAAGACCUUGAGAUCUUCACAAAGCUUGCGAGUGAGAGCCACCAGGAGCUGCAGCUAGAUCCUACGACUCUGGAUUCAUCGUUUCUACGGCAGUUCCUGCAGAACCUAGGAUGUGAGCUGAGUCCUGUGGCAGCGUUUCUAGGCGGGGCGUUGGCACAGGAUGUGAUCAACGUGUUAUCUGCGCGUGAGCAGCCGCUGCAGAAUAUGCUGCUCUUCGACGGCGAUAAAUCCAUCGGGCCUAUCUACUCCCUGCACCCGUUCUUCCCACCUGAGAUGGAUGUGGGUUCUUUGGCGGCUGUUCCGCCAGUGGCUAAUCCCAUUCCGCUGGCGGAUACUACUGCGCCCCCUGCCACUACGCCUGUGACUAUUCUGUGA
Penicillium macrosclerotiorum is the source of this 1254-nucleotide messenger RNA. RefSeq names its product E1 ubiquitin-activating protein AOS1. Gene Ontology annotation, cellular component: SUMO activating enzyme complex; cytoplasm. NCBI's taxonomy places the organism in Eukaryota, Fungi, Ascomycota, Eurotiomycetes, Eurotiales, Aspergillaceae. Gene Ontology annotation, molecular function: SUMO activating enzyme activity. Gene Ontology annotation, biological process: protein sumoylation. The coding region runs from base 1 to 1254 and encodes 417 amino acids. The record is from RefSeq and is a predicted model, not a curated record. The transcript is spliced from 3 exons.